GUCUUUGACAUUGUCUAAACUUAGAAUGUAAUAGAUUUAAAUGCCGGUUGGGGAUGUGCAAGUAUUAAUGUCAUUUUUUGAAUAAAAAUAGCCGCAUAGCCCUACAGUAGCAAAAAAAAUUCGCCCCGCUACACUAGGGGAAAAAAUUUCACCCCGCUACACUAACAAAAAAAAAAUCACCCCCUACACUAACAAAAAAUUUCGCCCCCCUUGACUCAAAAUCCUGGAUCCGUCCCUGACCCCAGCCACCACACCCCGCCCCUAAUCCAUGGAAGACUGCAACCUCCUCAUCCUGCCUAACCACCGCACACCACCGCCCCUCCCUGGCGACGAUCGUCGUCGCCCAGGCAGUCCCUUCCCCAACGCCCAGCCCUCGCACGACCAUAGCCCCUGUGGCCCUGUAUCUCCUCCAGCCCCAACACAACACCGGAAAACCCUAGCACCACGCCGCUCUGUAGCCGAAUUGCCCAGCCACACUCGAUUUCAAACCCUGGCUGUCGGACAAGCCAUUGUCGACCACUGCAGCCCUGUCUUCAUCGAUUACCGAUGGUUCAGCCAGAAGAGAAGAAUAGUGGAAAGGAAGCUUCUUGGGACGUUGGUGGCGGAGGCGGUGUAAUGGGGCGGAGAUGGUGGUGACGGGCAUGGCAGAAUCGCAGCAGGGGAUCGAUCGAUCGAAGGAUUUGGGUCCUUUUUUAUCGAUCAAUAAGGAUUGGUCGCAUCAGGGUGUUUUAGCCCAUUUAGUAAUGUUGAGCCUUAUUUUUGUCCAAAUUAAAAACUAGUCC
Molecule: messenger RNA, 782 nt
Organism: Cuscuta epithymum
Lineage: Eukaryota; Viridiplantae; Streptophyta; Magnoliopsida; Solanales; Convolvulaceae
Source: the annotation of a GenBank genome assembly